Molecule: messenger RNA, 1905 nt
Organism: Jatropha curcas
Lineage: Eukaryota; Viridiplantae; Streptophyta; Magnoliopsida; Malpighiales; Euphorbiaceae
Product: S-adenosyl-L-methionine-dependent methyltransferases superfamily protein
Biological process (GO): snRNA modification
Molecular function (GO): RNA methyltransferase activity; snRNA binding; O-methyltransferase activity
Source: RefSeq, a predicted model, not a curated record
AACUGGGAGAGCUCAAGUUUCUUCACUGCGGCGCAAAAGUUUUACCGUACGGAUCAAGCAGUGAGCUGUGCUCUCGCGUUCUGUCAUCGACGGCAAAAAAUUGAACAAUCAGUCGAGAAUGGCACGUGCCCAGAUAAACGACAGGACAUGUUUUCAUUAGACAAGACCGUUUUAGAUCCAGGUAUCUUUGUCGUUCGUACCGCCGAAGAAAUCUUAAAAUUUAACGUGUCGUUCCGAGAAACCUUAAUACCUGGUCUGGCCCACAUACAGAAAAUGUCCAAGAUAAGUGGCUAACAACACUACAACAGUCAAGAGUCACUGUCAAGGAGUCCGCUACAACUAGGAGGGAAUCAAAGGAAUAAAACGCAGGCGUUUUAUGUAAGCUGGGUUGUUGAUCGAGGACUGGACUGGGCCUAAACCAAUAAGCUAUAAAUGCCAGUGGCGAACCGAUGAAGCAUGAUAAACCCUAACAUUUUGCCCAGUGCUUAUUGGCGCGAAGCAAGCAAUUACACGAUCUUUUUGCCUUCGCCUCUCUCUGUCAUUUUCUUCUCUGGCUUUGGCAAAAUGACGGAGAAGAAGAAGCAGAAGCAGAAGCAGAAGAAACUGAAAGAUACCGAAAAUAAAAGCGAAGAAGAGAAGAAGGUAGUAAAGGUUCAGGAGGAGGAGGAGAAAUGUAAAGAGAAAGCAGAAAAACAAAUUAACAACAACAGCAACAAGAAGAGGAAACGCAAAGAACUUUUUCCCUUCGGCAAUUACAGAAGCUACUAUGGCUAUCGUAUUGGUCAAGACAUGGAAGAAGACCCUCGACUUAAGGUUUUGAAGAAGGAAUGGUUUGAAGGCAAGGAUUGCCUGGAUAUUGGCUGUAACAGUGGCAUUAUCACUAUCGAGAUUGCCAAAAAAUUCCAUUGCCAUAAAAUCCUUGGGAUCGACAUUGAUUCUGGUCGAAUUGAAGAUGCGAAGUGGCACUUGAGAAAAUUUGCGAGAGCUGCACAUGUUGAGAAGAGCAGUACAAAGGCUUCCAGACCAGAGGCCACAGGGGAUGGAAAUGGUUCGCAGCACUGUGCAACUUUGUCCUCUGUUGAGAGAAAAGAGAUUGCAAGGGAUGGUUUGCAUUCUGAGGAAAGAGAUCUAUCUGAUAUAGUUUCUUUCCGAAAAGAGAACUUUGUUACCAGUUGGUCUCGGUCAGAGGAGCAGUAUGAUACAAUUCUUUGUUUGAGUGUGACAAAGUGGAUUCACUUGAACUGGGGUGAUGAUGGAUUGAUUACUUUAUUUUCAAGAAUAUGGAAGCUUCUUCGUCCGGGUGGCAUUCUAGUGCUGGAACCUCAACCGUGGCGGUCAUAUGAAAAAAACUAUCAGGUUUCUGAGACAACGGCAAUGAAUUAUCGAACAAUCAUACUCCGUCCAAAUCGCUUCAAUGAAAUUCUUCUAGAUAAGAUUGGAUUCAGAAAGGUUGAGGACAUCACUUCAGCAUUAUCUGGUAGCAAAGCUGGAUUUGAUAGGCCCAUUUUCGCAUACUACAAAUGACGAGCGCAGUCAGACCUGAUGUAGGCAAGCUGGUCUUUCUCCAUUGCUCAGGAGGUCAGUUGAAAUUUUUGGGGUGGAAUCAGUUAAUUUUGUUAAUGAAGGAUGACUUAAUAAUCAUCAUGUGGAAUUGCAUGGAAGCAUUACCUUUCUUGUGGUGAAUGUCAUCGAUUCUCCCGAGGGCCACCUAACCCGUCAAUUUGGGAUCCACGCUGGCGGGCUGAAUAGGCACACCCCUUAAAGUUGAAGUGGUAUGAUGCAAUUUUGUAUAUAUUCUAAUUUAUCUUCAUUUGUGUCUAAGAUAAGAUUUGUUGAAUAUUAUGUUUUUCACUGUUAUCAUUUGCAAGCAAUGAGAGAUGGGUAUCAUGGGUUGAUAUAAUCAAA